AUGAUUGAUGGGAAAUUAUCAAGUUCGCCACAUUGUGAACUCCGCCAAUUUACGGGCCCGCUUCGUCGGCGGAGCUUUGAUGUUCUUUAUCCUCCGAUUGUAAAUUGCACGAAAAUGGAUCGAAUAAGCUGCUUUUGUACACCAAGGGAAAAUCAUUAUUGUGAUCUGACCACACGAAAGAUGCUGUGUGAUCCUGGCCAGCAGCAUUGUCUUUUGGUUCUUAAACGCAUUGGGGGUGAAAAUUAUCAAACUCAGUUUCAGGGGUGUUGGAACUGGACCAUCACGCAAACAUGCCCAUCGGAACCGGGUGUGUGUUACAACUUCAGGUCUAAUGAUGAUUUCGUGACAUGUUGUUGCAAAGGUGACUCUUGUAACGAACCUACUAUACCAGUUAAGCGGAUUCCAGGAGACCAAGGUUCGUAUCGCUUUGUUUGCUAUCAUUUCAUGCCAGUUAAAAGGGUACCCUUUCUUGUCACUGGUCCUGACCCCUACAAUCGUACACAUGAAAAGACAAUUUCUACGAGGCCACUUUCUCCAUUCUCGAAUAAUCCAACUCUUUUCUACGCUGUCGCAUUGCCCCUCCUUCUUCUAGUUCUACUGAUUGUCGUCUUCAUUUUUAUUAUCCUCCGCCGGUACAGACAGGCUGCACAUACCCUUGGAAGUGCCGGUGUUGGAGGCAGCUCUAAACUGAGCUCCGAGAAACAAAAAUCGCUGUUUCGUUGUCAUAACUUCUUUCCUCCAUCCUUGAAAAUGUGUUUUUCUAAAAACAGACCCACUAAUGAUGGAUACCAGUUCGGUGCCACAGAUGGCCUUCUCUGCCGUUCUUGCCCCCCAAACGGAACGCCUUGUGUCGUUUGUGGUAAGUGCCUUCUUGCCCAAACAGGCGGCUCGCAGCUUGUGCCACAGUUGACUCGCCCUUUGCUUGGAGGUGGUUGGCUCGCUGAAGACGAACUUGAAGAGCUUUCACAGAUCUGUACCAAAGUCCGGAUAUGUUCCCGUGGCCGUUUUGGCGAAGUGUGGCUCGGUCGACUGACUCAGUCUGAUCAUGAGACUGCUCGCGACGUAGCCAUCAAGGUAUUUCCCGCAGCUGAAAAGAAAAGCUGGGAAGCUGAAUUGGAAUUGUACCGUCUUCCCCAGUUAAAGCAUCCUAACAUUCUGCACUACAUUGGCGUCGACAAGGGAGAAGCGGGCAGUGAUCGAGCCUGUGGCUCGGGUGAAAAUUCUGUUAUUGAAUACUGGCUUGUGACAGACUACUUGCCCCUUGGCUCCGUGUAUGACUACAUUCGCGUGAAGGAGCUCUCUUGGGGGCAGAUGCUGCGGAUCGCUGCCGGCAUGGCUCGUGGACUCAGUUACUUGCACACGGAACUCCCUCGCACUGCCUCCCAGUUCCCCAAACCGAGCAUCGCCCACAGAGACUUCAAGUCUCGCAACGUGCUGCUCAAAUCCGACUUGACGGCGUGCAUUAGUGACCUCGGGCUGGCGACGAGGCUCGAAACUGGUCGUGGAAUCGGCGAUGCUCAUUUACAGGUGGGAACUGGACGUUACAUGGCUCCCGAGGUGCUGGACGGUGCGAUCCAAUUUACCCGCGACGCAUUUCUCCGAAUCGACGUCUACGCUCUGGGCUUGGUCAUUUGGGAGCUGAUGACACGAGCCCAUGGUCCGCGUGAUCCCCCGCCCGACGACGACACGACACCCUGCCUGCCCCCCUACAUGGCCCCCUUUGAGGCUGAACUGGGACCCGCUCCAAGCAUGGAACAGUUGCAACUCUGCGUGGCCAAGCUCAAAAAGCGUCCCGAGCCCAGUCCGCGAUGGGAGAACGAUCAAGCAUUCACGCAGUUGUGGGAGACCGUGCAGGACAGUUGGGACCAUGACGCCGAGGCCCGCAUCACCGCUGGUUGCAUCGCAGGCAGGAUUCAGAACCUCAGUCAGAAGCACCCACCCUCGCCAGACGACCCCGCCCGCCUCCUCCCGUCCCUCUCGUCGACCUCGUCAAUCAACACAUCUGCUUCGUCGGCGUUUUCCACGCUGGGUUUCGCCCAGACCCCCUCCGCCCCCAAACAGUCCCCUGAUUUCGUACCCUUGCUUGCACUCCCCUCCUCUGACCCCGUCGCAUCCAAUGCUGACCAAGCCGCAGUGAUCGUAGUCUAG
Mesocestoides corti is the source of this 2148-nucleotide messenger RNA. Lineage: Eukaryota; Metazoa; Platyhelminthes; Cestoda; Cyclophyllidea; Mesocestoididae. The record is from the annotation of a GenBank genome assembly.